UAAAUAAUUUUCCCUACCCAUGAUUCGCUGUCGUACAGAUAUACGAUUUUAAGCGGAAAAAUCAAAAGUGCCAUUCAUCAAACACCUAGAGUGCAAGCGCGCUUUCUGUUUAGAACUUGAAUCACACACACAAUUCUCAUACUCUCAUCUCAUCGUCCACACGCCGCACAGCACCAUGUUCGGAGCUCAAUCUUCUCCUUCUCCCUUCGGAACCCCUUCUACAACACCGGCAUUUGGUACCCCAAAUUUCGGUACCCCAUCUUCCACUCCAGGUUUCAGUACCCCAGGUUUCGGAACCCCUUCUUCAACCCCUGCUUUUGGGGCUUCUUCUACUCCUGCUUUCGGUGGUUCUUCCCUUUUCUCCUCACCAUUCUCUUCUCAACAGCAACAGCAACCACAGCAGCAGCAGCAACAAACUUCACUCUUUCAACAAUCACCUUCUACCGGUUUCGGAUUUCAGAAUUCUCUGCAAGCGCCUCAAGCUACGCCAUUCCCAAAUUCUCAAUUGACUACUCAAAUGGCUAACGUGGCUCCAGUUCCAUUCUCUCUAGCUGAUCGUGAUAUUCAAGCAAUCCUUGAUGCUUAUAAGGAAGAUCCUGGAAACCCGAAGUAUGCUUUUAAGCAUUUGUUAUUCAGUGUAACAGACCCACAGUUUAGGGGGAAACCUGCUGGUGUUUCGGAUAUCAUGUGGGCGGAAGCUAUGGGGAAGCUUGAGGGUAUGGAAAGUGCCGAUAGAGAACGUCUAUGGCCACAGCAAGUUCAAGGUUUUAAGGAUCUUUCCCAACGUCUUAAGCUCCAAGAUGAAGUCAUUGUCUCUGAUGCAGAGAGACUGAGUGUAACCCAAAGCAAUGUUAAAAUGCUCCAAAGACAUUUUCAAGCUGAUACUCUUCCUUGGAUUCAAAGACUGAAACAGAAAGAACAGAUUCUUCAGCAGCGCAUAUUAAGAGUGAUGAGAGUAGUGGAAGCAUUGGAAGGAAAAGGCUGCCGUAUUCCCUUAACAAAAGGGGAAGCUGAACUCGCAGAGAAAUUAGCCACAAUAACUAGACAGUUGAAAGGAUCUGGAGCAGAAUUAUCUAGAAGGGUACAAAAUCUACUCGGUGUAUCCCGUGUCAAGGCUAAUAGCAAUGAAUUUGGUAACUCCACUUAUCUUCCAGGCUCAACCAAAAUUCAUGAACAGAGUCUGACUGAUCUGCAGGAGGUUUUACACCAGCAGAUGGAUGCCAUAGCGAGACUUGGCAGUGUUCUAAAGCGAGAUGCACGGAAUAUGGAGAUUAUGAUGGCAGAGGACACAGAAACAACAGAAAAUGGAAAUUUAAUGUAAACUUGCCUAAGAAAAUCUGUAGUUGUCUUACUUCAUAUUUGCAUUGAGUUAUAUAUCUUUAUGUAUCUUGAUUUGGAAAUAUAGUUAGCACAAUAGUUUCUUCUAGGGACACCUUUUUGACCUAUCGGUUGAGUAGUUUAACUUGAUCCACCA
Messenger RNA from Lathyrus oleraceus (garden pea), 1474 nucleotides. RefSeq names its product nuclear pore complex protein NUP54. The transcript is spliced from 9 exons. The coding region runs from base 176 to 1321 and encodes 381 amino acids. Gene Ontology annotation, biological process: nuclear pore organization; NLS-bearing protein import into nucleus; protein localization to nuclear inner membrane. Gene Ontology annotation, cellular component: nuclear pore central transport channel; nuclear pore. NCBI's taxonomy places the organism in Eukaryota, Viridiplantae, Streptophyta, Magnoliopsida, Fabales, Fabaceae. The record is from RefSeq and is a predicted model, not a curated record. Gene Ontology annotation, molecular function: structural constituent of nuclear pore.